This is a messenger RNA of Dracunculus medinensis (Guinea worm), 795 nucleotides long. Lineage: Eukaryota; Metazoa; Nematoda; Chromadorea; Rhabditida; Dracunculidae. The record is from the annotation of a GenBank genome assembly.
AUGGCUACUUCAAAGAAGAAAACAAGGAAGCUUCGUGGUCACGUAUCACACGGUCAUGGUCGGGUUGGCAAACAUCGUAAACAUCCUGGAGGCCGGGGUAAUGCUGGCGGUCAACACCAUCAUCGAAUUAAUUUCGACAAGUAUCAUCCAGGUUAUUUCGGCAAGGUUGGUAUGAGAAAUUACCAUGUUCGAAAAAAUCAACUAUACUGCCCAACAGUAAAUGUGGAUAAACUUUGGUCGCUUGUAUCUGAAAAUUUGCGGAAGUCUUAUGCUGGUAGAACAGACAAAGCUCCUGUGAUUGAUGUUGUGCGUGCCGGAUAUCAUAAAGUUUUGGGAAAAGGAGUUUUACCAAAGCAACCAGUUAUAGUUAAAGCUAAAUUCUUUUCGCAUAGCGCUGAACAAAAGAUAAAGAAAGUCGGGGGAGCGUGCUUUCAGCAACAUACACUAGCAAUGUCAACUCAGCAGGAACUUGCUUGUGUUUAUGCAGCAUUAAUUUUGCAAGAUGAUGAUGUUGCAAUAACUGGUGAGAAGAUUUCGACGCUAUUAAAAGCGGCAAAUGUUAACGUCGAACCGUUUUGGCCUGGUUUAUUCGCUAAGGCGCUUGAUGGUGUUGAUGUUAAGACCCUUAUAACGAAUGUAAGUAGCGGGGUAAGUAGUGGCAGUGUCGGAGCAGCAUCAGCAGUUGAAAUAGCUUCAGCAUCACCAGCAGCAGAAAGUGCCCCAGCGAAAGUAGAAAAGAAAGAAGAGCCUAAAGAAGAAUCAGAUGAUGAUAUGGGUUUCGGUUUAUUUGAUUAA